CCGCGGCUUGUAGCGCGACUUGUUGAUUAUUCACUGCUCUCCGAACGAGCUAACCGACAGGUCGUGCGGACUGGGCUUGAGCAACGCGAAAAGUACAACAUGGUGCAAUGUUAAAAGUUUGAAGUAUGAACUAGUGUAUUAAAAUUGAUAAUGGGAGGGCAGUGAAGUGUAAAUAGUGUUUAUAGUAGUACUGUGCUACUAAGUUAAGUGGUAGUUGUAUGUUUAUAAGUUGGUUACAAGUUAGUUGGAACUAGUUUUACUUGCACCACGCGUCUCGCGGAUUGUAUUUGAAGAAUGAACGUUAUUAACGCGAUGUGUGUAAAGUAAAGUUAUUGAAUUGUGGGAUGUGCGUGUGACUUUAUCGACUUGAAAUUUCUGGACGAAACUUCAAAAUGCGGUGCCUGGUGCUGGUGUUUUUAAUUGCGGCGGUAGUCGCCGAUCUGGGGAGGCGGUGUUCCGAACUCAAUAUCACCGUCGACGAAGACGACUCAUGGCCAGAACCCCAGACCACGGCUCGUACCCGGCUGCGACAUUCCCGCCAUCUGGACAACCAACCUGCUAAACUUGAGGUGAAAGACAAUCACAAGCCGAUUUUUAAGGACUGCGCGAAAUACCACCCGAGCGUAAAAGAAGAACAACCCAUUGGAACCUACGUUAUGACAGUUGAGGCUGUGGAUCGAGAUCCACCAGAUAGAGGAGGUUCAAUCACUUACAAUUUUAUCUCCACAUUUAAUGAAAAGGAACGAUUCAAGGUGGAUCCCGUUACCGGGAUAAUUACAACUGUCGACAUUUUCGAUCACGAUGAACCCGCCCGUGAAAAGGAGGUGUACAUCACUGUCCGCGCCACCGAUAACGGCCAACCAGAGCUCGACGACGCCUGCACUAUAAAGAUUAAAAUAGAAGACAUCAAUGACAACCAACCUGUCUUCGACAAAGUAACGUAUAUGGAAUCUGUCCCCCAAGACCUGCCUGUUGGUCGGCCGGUGAUGCGCAUUUCUGCCACUGACAUCGAUGAAGGAGAUAACUCCAUCGUUCGCUAUCAACUGGAUACCAACUCUCCUGACCAGCAGUAUUUUUACAUCGACAAGGAUAACGGACUUAUCUUCCUUAACAGGAGUAUAGACAAACCCGCGGGCUACAAAUUCCAUCUGAGCGCAGUGGUGACAGAUAAAGGGGAACCUCCUCUUCAAAGCUCCAUGACACUGGACAUCGCAGUCGUUGAGUCGAAUAAAAAGCCGCCAAGUUUCACUGAGGUCCCAAGAGAACCUAUCAGGCUAAAGGAGAGUUACGCCAACUUUACCCAUCCCAUCACCAUUCUUAAAGCCCAAUCUAACAUCGAGGACGAAGACAAACUCCAGUUUGAGCUUGUAAUGGGCCAAACUGAACAGACCAACAAACAGCACACUUUUGUGUUGGAGCCCGAUGCAAACACCGCCUACUUGAAACUUGGCCAUCGCUUGGAUUAUGAAAGAAUAACAGAUUACACCCUCACUGUGCGGGUUCUGAAUAACUACCGCUUGGCUGCCGAAACCAUAAUUUACAUAAAAAUUGAAGAUGUCAACGAUAACAUCCCCAUCUUCAGCGAGAUAAGAUCAGGCACUGUGCUAGAGAAUGAACCAAUCGGCACGCCAGUAAUGCAAGUCCGCGCAAUUGACGCCGACGCCACUUCCGCAAAUAACCAAGUAACAUACGCACUCGAGGAUCCUACAAAUUCCUUCGACAUAGACCCUCUGACCGGCAACAUUACUACGCGGGUAAUGCUUGACAGGGAAAAUCGCAGUUACUACAGCGUCAAAGUCUUCGCCACAGACAACUCGGAAUCUGCGCUUAUCCCUAAGAGGAACAAUACGGGUCAACACGUAUUUUUAAUCGAAAUAGCGGACAAAAAUGAUAACCCGCCCCAAUUUACCCAAGACACCUAUGUGACUACAGAGGUCGCAGAGAGUGCCAACAUCAACGAAUUAGUCACACAGGUCGCUGCGAUUGACAAUGACACAGCUUCGGUGGUGACUUAUUCAAUUAUAUCCGGCAACACCUAUGACGCGUUUUCCAUUACUAAUUACACUGGCGAGAUUCGUGUGAAGAACCCACUUGACUACGAAAACAUCACCAGUUAUACUCUGGACGUUCGUGCCACUGAUGGCAUCUUUGAUGAUUACGCUAAGAUUAUCAUCUCCGUUUUGAACAUCAACGACAACCCACCUGUCUUCGUGGCUAACUACAGCAAGACCAUUCAAGAGGAGACUGAGUACAACGGCUGCGUCGUCAAGGUUGAAGCUUAUGAUCCUGACCUCACAAACCGUACCGCCGAUCAAGGAAUCGUGUACUCGCUGAUAAAACAGGAGCAGAAAGAGUUCUUGAAAAUCAAUAGAAGCGGUUGUUUGGAGUUGACUAAACCUCUCGAUCGUGACCCGCCCCUAGGGUUUGCACAUUGGCAGAUUUUCAUCAUGGCUGUAGACCAGGCAGGCGAUCGUGGUUCCGAGAGCCUGCGAUCCACGACCGAAGUUCUCCUGGAGCUCACUGACAUCAACGACAACGCCCCGUACUUGGUCAACUCGCAACCAGUGAUUUGGUACGAGAACGAACCUCCUGGCCCUAUCGCUCUUUUGACGGCGAGGGAUAACGAUUCGCUGGAAAACGGCCCCCCGUUUACCUUUGCCAUCAACGAGACACUGGGCCGCGGCUUGGACUACCGUACUAAAUUUAGUAUCACAGGUGACGUACUUUCGUCUCUUGUGUCGUUUGACCGAGAGAACAUUAAGGAAUACAAUAUUCCGAUCGCCAUAACGGAUUCUGGUUCGCCACGGUUAACCGGCGUUUCUUUCCUGCGCGUCAUCAUCGGUGACACGAAUGACAAUCCUAUGCAUGGCGCACACAGCAACAUCUUUGUCUACAACUUCAGGACGCAUACGAAGCCUGAACACAAGAAUAAAAAGUUCAUACCACAACAAAUACACCUGGAACGGUGGAGAAGUUACGGCGAAACUCCUGACACUGAAAUAGGACGUGUUUACGUCAAGGACCCUGAUGAUUGGGAUACAGCUGAUAAGGACUUCAUGUGGCUUCCAUCUUUCGAGAAACGUUCUCCCAACUUUGACGUUUAUCGGUCCAACGGAAUGAUUAUAAUGAAGCGCGGUACUCCCGCUGGUACAUAUGCCUUGACCUUCAACGUCACCGAACAGUCAAGGAAUGUUCCCUUCCACUCUGUUGUCGCAACUGUCAACGUCACUGUGAAGGAUAUUCCUGAAAAGGCCGUUGACAAUUCCGGUUCCAUACGUUUCAUGAAUAUAUCAGCUGAGAGCUUUAUCAUCCCCGAAUUUGACGGUUUAAGCAAGAGGGAAAAACUUCAUCGGCGUCUUGCCAAAAUAUUCAAUACGUCCUUGGACAACGUGGACGUCUUCUCCGUCAUCACGAAGAACACGAACUCUGACAAGUUUCUGGACGUCAGGUUCUCAGCUCACGGUUCACCUUAUUAUACACCCGAGAAGCUCCAUGUUAUGGUUUCCAAUGCCUUGAAUAAGAUCGAAGAAGAACUAAAACUAAAAGUAUACAUGGUCAACAUCAACGAGUGUCUAUUGGAGAAAGUGAAUUGUCCCGACUCGUGCAGGAACAUUUUGAACAAGAGCAAUUUACCAGCCUCUAUUUACACUAAUACUACCAGCUUCGUCGGUGUCACAGUCUACAUAGACCCUGAUUGCCAGUGUAUGGUACCGGAAGCAGUUUGUUUGAACGGAGGUACUCCAUUUGCAGAUAAAUGCGAAUGUCCAGAGGGGUUGACCGGGCCUCGGUGCGAAUCAACCAAGAUCGGAUUCAGUGGCGACGGCUGGGCGAUAUAUCCGCCCCUUCAAACCUGCCUUCAGGGUCGUAUCUCCCUCACUGUCACUACCAACACACCUGACUGCCUCAUUUUGUACAUGGGCCCAUUAAGAGCUAGCCAAUUCCUUCGGAUAGCAGAUUUUAUAUCAUUGGAAUUGCUGGAGGGUCAUCUCGUGCUAAUGAUGAACUACGGCUCCGGCACCACCCGCAUUAACAAUAGCGUGAUUACUGUUUCCGACGGCAACCCGCACUUGAUCGAGGUCACUUUCACGAAGACCACUAUCGAACUCUUCGUUGAUGACUGUCACUUUACCUCAUGCAUGGCACUUGGUGCACCAAUUGGACCCAGCGAACAUUUGAACGUCAACGGUCCUAUCUUCAUGGGCGGCGUGUCAGUCGAUCUUCAGGAAAUCAGCGAUGCUUUCAACUGGUCCUACGUCCCGAGCAACCGCAACAUGAUCGGUUGCAUCUCCAACUUCACAUAUAACGACCAGACGUACAAUCUCGGAAUGCCCUCGUACCACCUCAAUGCAGUCGACACCUGCACAUUGAGUUACAUGAGCGGUGUCAUGUUUUUCUUCCACACAAACUUCAUAGCGACGGUCAUCGCCUGUCUGGUGGUUCUCAUCGCUCUGCUGCUGCUGGUGGUUGUGCAUAAAAAGCGCAAAGACAACUGGGCCGAGAAAGAACUCGACGACAUACGCGAGAACAUCAUUGCGUACGAGGAUGAAGGGGGCGGCGAAGGAGAUGCAGGCUACGACCUUCACGUGCUGCGCCAGAUGUUCCAGCCGCAACCAGAAGGCGACAACUACAUGCGCGGACCGGUGGUGGUUGCGCCGGCGGCGCCAGACAUCUCGAACUUCUUAGACGACAAAAAGUCUAUUCUGGAUCGAGACUCCGAGAUCUGUCACCACGACGACGUAAGGCAUUACGCAUAUGAAGGCGAUGGGAACACCAGCGGAUCCCUCUCCUCAUUAGCGAGCUGUACGGACGACGGAGAUCUCAAAUUUAACUAUCUAUCCACUUUUGGACCCCGGUUCCGUAAGCUCGCGGAUAUGUAUGGAGAUUCUGAUGAAGAGCGAGCCGGACCACACGAAGAGAGCUGGUGCUAGCAGAGACUGGAGCGAGGGCUCAUUUUGCCGCCGAGCCCCUACAAAUAGACUCAAGUGAGAUAAUAUAAAGUGACUUUUGACAUUACCAAUUAGGAAAAGAAACUAAGUGUUCUACGAAAUUUUUGUGAUACAUAUACAGUGUUCUGUCCGCCGUCAACCCUGUGACUGACUCGGAUUAUGUUUUAUAAUCACUAUUAUUAUUUGUAAACGUUUUGUUGAACUUUGAUUUCAAUCAUUAGGUAUUUUGUUUAGGGACCAAAUUAUUAUAUAUUGUUACUUACACUUAUGUUAAAAAUCCACGUUGCCAUGCGUAUAUUUUUCAUUAAGUUGUUCGCCAUUUAACGUGUAUGACACUUGGCUUUGAUGUGAUUCAGUCACAGCACAAACGCGUGGGAAGGCACUGAUCAUAUGUAGGUUUAGAAUUAUUAACGAAGACUAGGAUACGAUUGUCGCAAUUGUCAAUUAUAGAUGGAAACAAACGACAACGAUCAGAAGUACGGUAUAACAAAUGACUGAAAAAUGAACGGCGUUGUUUUGCAAAUAGUAAAACGGUAUGUAUGUACGUAAUUUUGAUUCUUUUUUUACGCCUUAUUUACAGUUUAUUUGUAAAUUAUAAUCUUUGACAAUGAACAAACCUUUCUUUAAUAUUUUAAUAUUUUGGGCAGCAUUUAUUUUUAGUUAACGAUUGUUAGUGUAAUUUAAAUUAAUGUUUAAGUGCCAUUAUUUUUUUACUAGGUAUUUAUAUGAAAUUUUUGUAUGUAGCUCAAUUGUUUUUGAGUGUUGCUGGUUCGGUGAAGCCCCGUUCUUUAUUUUAAGAAUAUUCUUUUUCUUAUUUUUGGUGGCUGAAAACAUCGAUUUUAGGUUUAAAUACUUUCCCGCCCAUAUUUUUAUCUUUUUUUUAUUAUUAUGACAACUGUAGUUGUAGUUGUUGUAUUGCUAUGUUCAACAACGUAAUUUUGUUUCUUAUUACUACUUCCA
Hyposmocoma kahamanoa is the source of this 5906-nucleotide messenger RNA. RefSeq names its product DE-cadherin (gene shg). The coding region runs from base 393 to 4928 and encodes 1511 amino acids. Gene Ontology annotation, biological process: homophilic cell-cell adhesion. Gene Ontology annotation, cellular component: plasma membrane; catenin complex. NCBI's taxonomy places the organism in Eukaryota, Metazoa, Arthropoda, Insecta, Lepidoptera, Cosmopterigidae. The transcript is spliced from 25 exons. Gene Ontology annotation, molecular function: calcium ion binding; cadherin binding. The record is from RefSeq and is a predicted model, not a curated record.